Rhizoctonia solani is the source of this 459-nucleotide messenger RNA. Its product is annotated as Retrotransposable element Tf2 protein. The coding region runs from base 1 to 459 and encodes 152 amino acids. The record is from RefSeq and is a predicted model, not a curated record. The transcript has a single exon. NCBI's taxonomy places the organism in Eukaryota, Fungi, Basidiomycota, Agaricomycetes, Cantharellales, Ceratobasidiaceae.
AUGGCCAGGCCAUUGCAUAACCUGGUCAAGAAAGACAUGCCCUGGGAUUGGGGUAACAAAGAACAGGAAGCCUUCCAAGGACUAAAGGACGCAAUCACCAACGCACCGGUUCUCUGUCACGCAGAUCCAACAAAACCCUACUUCUUAGAAACAGAUGCAUUGGGCGCAGCCUUAGGUUCCAUACUCAGCCAACGUCAGGAAGACGGCCGCCUCCAUCCGCUAGGUUUUCUAUCUGAGUCAUUCAAGGGUGCCAAGCAGAACUACAACACCCAUGAUAAGGAACUUUUGGCUAUCAUUUGCUCCUUCAAGUACUGGCGUAUCUUCUUGGAAGGAACCAUUCACCCUGUCACCGUGUUCACCAAUCACCGCAACCUGGAGUACUGGAAGGAGUCCCAAAUGUUCAACCGUUGCCACGCUAGAUGGCACUUGCUGUUAGCAGGUUAUAACUUCCUGUUGUAG